Microsporum canis CBS 113480 is the source of this 1206-nucleotide messenger RNA. RefSeq lists its product as uncharacterized. Bases 1 to 1206 code for a protein of 401 amino acids. The transcript is spliced from 5 exons. Lineage: Eukaryota; Fungi; Ascomycota; Eurotiomycetes; Onygenales; Arthrodermataceae. The record is from RefSeq and is a predicted model, not a curated record.
AUGGGGUCAAGCUGGGAAAUCGGCCAAGGGUCAUCUAUUGAUGAUAAAGCGACUCUAGUGCUUGGUGUAAGGAUAUGGCUGCGGACCUGCCUUACAAAACUCUUCGGAUGGGAUGAUGCUUUCAUGAUUCUGGCAUUGGUUUUCGGAUGCGUGCAUUCGGCCCUUGUCAACGCCUCCGUCAAUUAUGGCCUGGGAACCCAUCAGGCCAAUCUUAUGAAAAGCGAAGUGAUAGAAUUGACCAAGUACUUUUGGCUUUCGGGGCCUUUCCAUGAUUUGGCCGUAAACUGGGGGAAGGUUUCUGCCAUGUUGCUGCUCAUACGUAUUGUGGAAAAGGCAAAGCGACAAGCGCUUUAUUUCUACAUUGGGAUAGUUCUUCUCACCCUUGUGAACACGGUGGAUGUGUUUAUUAUAUUGGGGCAAUGCAGGCCAAUAGAGGCGGCUUGGAAUGCCCAAGUUCGAGGGAGAUGCUGGGCAAAGAGCAUCGUGAAGAUUUCUGCUUAUUUUCAAAGUGCCUGUUGUUGUUUAUCCGAUCUUAUUCUCGCGGGAUAUCCUAUAAUCGUGAUAUCAAACCUGCGAAUGCCCCUUCGUACGAAAAUAACCCUUUCAAUAAUCCUUUCGCUGAGCUUAAUCGCCUUUGUUGCACCCGUUAUGAAGGCCUAUUACAUCUACCGCAUCGGUAACAGCUCAGAUUACUCUUGGAAAAUGGCCGACUUGGCCAUCUGGGGGGCCCUCAAACACUACCUCGUCAUCGUUACGGCCUCUAUACCUACUCUCGGUCCUCUAGGGAAACACAUUGCACGAUUAACAUCCUCACGGGGGCUCAGAUGGUUUUCAUACGCAGAAGAAACCCGCUCCUCCUCAUACCUACCGAAGACAACAUCGCUCACGACGGUUACCGUAAACUCUACCCCUAGCAAAAAGGUUUUCAGCCAGGGAUACAGCAUAUCUGCCGCGAGACGAGGCGAAAGUUAUCCAAUGUCUAUAUACAGCAGCAUAUCAAGACAUGGCGGAGGGCGCAAGAAACAAAAACGGAAUCAGCAGAGUGAGGUGGCGAGCAGCCAGGAGGCGAUAGUCGAAGUACCGGAACAGCACAUAGACGAGAUCACGAAAGUGACAGAGGUAUGCAUACGAACGGAGUCAAAGGAAAAUAUUGCAGAGUAUUGGGAACAAAGAAUCAAGCCAUGGGAAGUAAAGAGUCCCGUAUAA